AUGGGUAAGGUUCACGGAUCUCUCGCUCGUGCCGGUAAGGUCAAGGCCGCCACUCCUAAGGCAAGUGUUGAGCCCCAGGAGAAGAAGAAGACCCCCAAGGGCCGCGCCUACAAGCGUGUCCUGUACACCCGUCGUUUCGUCAACGUCACCAUGACCGGUGGCAAGCGCAAGAUGAACCCCAACCCCGGCCAAUAG
Molecule: messenger RNA, 195 nt
Organism: Penicillium cosmopolitanum
Lineage: Eukaryota; Fungi; Ascomycota; Eurotiomycetes; Eurotiales; Aspergillaceae
Product: 40S ribosomal protein eS30
Exons: 3
Coding region: 1-195 (64 amino acids)
Biological process (GO): translation
Cellular component (GO): ribosome; cytosolic small ribosomal subunit
Molecular function (GO): structural constituent of ribosome
Source: RefSeq, a predicted model, not a curated record